CGCUCGAAAUGGCUCGUACCAAGCAGACCGCUCGCAAAUCCACCGGUGGCAAGGCGCCCCGCAAACAGUUGGCCACCAAAGCCGCUCGUAAAAGUGCCCCGGCCACUGGAGGAGUCAAGAAACCCCAUCGUUAUCGUCCCGGCACCGUCGCCCUUCGUGAGAUCCGUCGCUACCAAAAGUCGACCGAGCUUCUGAUCCGCAAGUUGCCAUUCCAGCGCUUGGUCAGAGAAAUCGCCCAGGAUUUCAAGACCGACUUGCGUUUCCAGAGCUCGGCCGUCAUGGCCCUUCAGGAGGCCAGCGAGGCUUACUUGGUGGGUCUUUUCGAAGACACCAACCUGUGCGCCAUCCACGCCAAGCGAGUCACCAUCAUGCCAAAAGACAUCCAGCUCGCUCGCCGUAUUCGUGGUGAACGUGCCUGA
Messenger RNA from Daphnia pulicaria, 419 nucleotides. Its product is annotated as histone H3. The transcript has a single exon. The record is from RefSeq and is a predicted model, not a curated record. The coding region runs from base 9 to 419 and encodes 136 amino acids. NCBI's taxonomy places the organism in Eukaryota, Metazoa, Arthropoda, Branchiopoda, Diplostraca, Daphniidae. Gene Ontology annotation, molecular function: protein heterodimerization activity; structural constituent of chromatin; DNA binding. Gene Ontology annotation, cellular component: nucleosome.